UUAGUUAGGUUCACGACUUCCAGACGGGAGUGACAGCCAACUUACUUCAACUUCGUCUUGCCACAGCCCAAAAGGAACAUGCAACAAUGACUGUCCCUCAUCAUCAGUGCGUUGCUUUACGAGCUCUGUCCGUGUUGUUGUCCACCAACCUUUGAGCUGCAAGGAGACACAACCAAAUCUAUGACUUGUGCAGGAUAGGAGGAAAGAUGGCACAAGAUGAGUUGCACGAAGUGACGGCCCCUUCGUCCACUGCAGGAGACAGCAACCAACUUGGCACUCCCACCAAUGCAACCAGCCAACGGCAAAGAGAUCCCACCGAAAUUGUGCCGGAUGAACCACAGCAGCAUCAGCAUCAUCAUAUGAACCGCAAUAUUCGGUUCACAUUAUUUUACACAAUAAUUGCGUUUGCCGGUCGAUCCAUUUGGAAUCAAAGUGUUUUGGCAACCUAUGUGUUCCUGCUGACCAAUGAGAAUCCCGAAGCGGUGGGAUUCAUUACGGCUGUCAUGGGGAUUUCCCAGCUCCUGGCAUCUAUCCCCACAGGCUAUGUGGCAGAUAAAUACAGAAGAGAUGUCAUGCUCAAGGUGGCUUCAGCAGUGGGGUUGCUGGCCAUUUGUUUUACUCUGUUGGAGAUGUAUGCCAGUCAGAACUCCUACACAUUUCUGGUGGUGGCACUGGCUAUAUGGGGAGUAUUCUGGGGCAUUGCCAAUACGUCACUGGGAGCUUUAUUUGCUGAUUCCAUUGCAGAUGGAGACCGGUCCUACUACUUUACACAACGGUCUAUUCUGAUUAAUUUGGGAAACACAGUGGGACCCUCCAUGGCUUUGGCCAUGUUUUUCUUCUUGGGGGACCAUUGGACAGUCCAUGAUUGUGCCGUGGUAAUGAGUUUUGGGCAAGCUGUUUGCCUACCAGCUGUCCUACUCUUGGCCCUCUUCAGUGACGAUGAGGUUCCUGCUUGUGGCCAAGAAAGACACAAUUCUGCUUCUGCAAGUGAAGUACCAUCGGCACAGCAACAAGAAACCAACCAACAAGGAAGCCUUGCUGAUAUGAUUGAGCCACUUUUGCCAGCAAGUCCAGCUGGGGGGCAACAUCAGCAACCAAAAAUUCAACUCAUUGGUUGUCCAGAAGCAGACGUUGUCGAAAACAGUGCUGAUGUUGAAAAUGACCUUCUAUUGAAUGAUCACGGAACUGCACCAUCAUCCUCAUCAUCAUGUGCCCAACAAUCUGCAGAAGAAAACGUUGAGUUCUUUUUUUGUUGCGUACCCAAGCAUCGUGUUGCUCCAGUACUCAUCAGCAUGGCAGAUUUGACAUCUGGCCUCGCAUCUGGCAUGUCCAUCCGAUACUUCCCAAUCUUUUUCGUCAAGCGUUUGCAUUUGAGUCCUGUCCAUGUCCAAGUACUGUAUCUUUUGGCUCCUCUACUGCAAGCCUGCCUCAUGAGAUCUGGUCAACACUUUUCAAAACAAUAUGGUCGCUGCCAAGUCACUGUGGCACACAAAUGGAUUGGAAUAACCUUCAUGAUGCUGCUGGUCAUUUUUGCCCAUUUGAACCUUCCUGCAUGGAUCAUUUGUGUUGUCUAUGUGCUUCGAACAGCAUUCAUGAAUUCCACAACUCCAUUGACUAAGAGUGUUCUGAUGGACAAUGUCCCAACUCAUGAGAGAGGUCGCUGGAGUGUCCUUGAGUCGGUCAACAUGUUUUCUUGGUCGGGAAGUGCUGCUUUCGGUGGUUUCCUUGUUUCACUGCACGGUCUGUUGUUCAACUUUUGUGUUACAGCAACCAUGCAGUUUCUGGCAACAUUACCUGUCAUUGCACUGGCAUUGACAGUUAAUGUAGACGAAGGGCGCGUAAACAGCACUGCUGGUGGCCUACAGCAACAACAAUCUUCAGUGGCAUCAUCUUCGGAACAAGAAGAACGAAGUCAAAGUGCACGCCCCACAAGAGACUGAUCAAGAUGGACGAAGAAAGUGCUCGGGAUGACACGUAGCUCGAUGCAGAGUCGACGGGAGACCACCAGAAGACACUGUGACACUGUGACACUUUGACCCAUCCAUAUUGCCUACUACGGCAGUUGAUGUGGUAGCUUGAAGCGGAUCAAUGAAUUCGCUCUACUAGGUUGAUUCUUUCCGUUGCACACGGUAGAGCCCGAGGUGCCUCAUCGCAACUCAGACCAAGCAACUCUCGAACCAGUUCCAUCUUUUACCUUCUGCAACCUUGAGACUAACCAUCUAAGCUUUGACCAACACUAGCUAGCUAGUAGAUCCCAGUACCGCCCGCCUUUUAGUUUCCAAAGCUGCGGGUAUCAUAGAGCUCCACGAAUACAGGUAUUGCACCGGAGUUGUUCUGCGUUGUGGCCGCAGUAGCUGCCACAGUUCUAGCCAGAGUACACGCACAUGUACUUACUUGUAGACAACUUUGGAGUUCAGAGCGUUGCGGUGAAAUAUAGUUUAUACAAAAAUGUGGUGUACAAAGAAACUUUAACCUCAUAUUUACCACAACUACCUUUCCAAACCUGUCUGCCUUGCGGCUGUAACGCUGUAACUAGCUAC
This is a messenger RNA of Seminavis robusta, 2540 nucleotides long. NCBI's taxonomy places the organism in Eukaryota, Bacillariophyta, Bacillariophyceae, Naviculales, Naviculaceae. The record is from the annotation of a GenBank genome assembly.